Serpula lacrymans var. lacrymans S7.9 is the source of this 1481-nucleotide messenger RNA. RefSeq lists its product as uncharacterized. The transcript has a single exon. NCBI's taxonomy places the organism in Eukaryota, Fungi, Basidiomycota, Agaricomycetes, Boletales, Serpulaceae. The record is from RefSeq and is a predicted model, not a curated record. Bases 57 to 1208 code for a protein of 383 amino acids.
UGUAUCGCUUUCUUAUAAGUGUUCAACGAUAGUACCCCUACAGAUCAUUCACAAAAAUGCAGUCCAAAUCUAUCAAGCUUACCUUUCCGUUUUCCAGAUUAUCCACAGAACUCGCUCUAGAAAUAAUCAGGUUUGCAGCAGCACCUGACUUAUCCUCGUCUAAUGCCGUCCGUCGACCCGAUAAUCCAUAUGCCAUUGCUCUCAGCCUUUGCCUCGUUUCUCGCGCGUUUCGUCACGCCGUAAUCCCAGAACUACUCCACACCGUCCUGCUUUCCCGCUCAUGCCAUGUAUCCUCGUUUGUCAAUGCUCUGCGUAUGCAGAAAGUGCAUCACUUGAAUGCACGCCAUCUCCACGUCGAUUACACAAGACAUGUUCGUAGGAUAUGGGUAGAUGAGUGCUGCGCACCACUAGUACCAUCCCUACACUCUCACGAGAAUAUGCCAUACGGUAGCAUGUUCCAUGAUGAACAGACAGAUUCGACAGAUACACUGGAUUAUACACUUCUUGCACCAGCCCUGCUCGCCGCCCCAGAACUUGCGAUAAACUUUUCAGGUAUCCACAUCCUCUAUUACGCCCUUGAGAGUGUCUGGUUCGCGCCUUCCCACAAACCAUCUUCACUACCCUGGCGUACCAAAAGCCUUACUCUCACGGGCGACUUCUGGCGCUGGCGGCCUCUCACAGGGACGGCAGAGGGUACAGCCUUCCUUGCAUCCCUUUCACGCAUCGUCCUCUUGAUACCAUCGAUCGUCGACAUGCCGACAUCAUUCCUACCCAAUGAACUUUUGAAAAUGAGCAGUUCAGAGGUCUGCAGAAUACCCCACUGGAUAUCUUCCGUUCCCUGGCAUGCCUUCGCGCAUCUCGAGCAGGUAGUCAUACCUCUCGAGCGUUGUGCCAGCGUCAGCGAGUACGAGAUGAAGCAUGGGCAUGUCGAUGUAAACCUGUUAGUGCUCACCCUCCCAUUGUCCUGCGAAGCAGGUUGGGUGCAACUCGUCCUCCAAAAUCCCAGCGUGGGAGACGCAUAUAGUAGAGUUGAACGCAUAUCCGUUGCACUGCACGCCACGAAGAACGGCUGUGAUUGUGGUCGGCUAUUCUGCCAAGAGUGCAGUAGCAGUCGAGUGGACGAGCAGAGUAGUGCUGGUAUCCUCCAGCUUGAACUCCAUUAUGAUUGGGAAGAGGUAUGGGCACGGACAUGGGGGCUGGUUGGAUGAAACAUUUCUGGGCCAGUGGAAAGAGUCGGAAUUUGUGGAGACGAGGUCAUAGGCCAGGCGCUUUAUAGACAUUGACCAUCAUUUAAUCUUGCGCGAUUACAAUAAUAGUAUCCUUGAGAUUGAUAUUCAAACAUACCCUUUGGCAGUUCUUGUAAAGCCUGGUGCAGCUUGUGGGGUUCGCCAGUGAAUAGUUUCAUGUUGUGUGAUUGUGCUUCUUCUGGGGUAUGACGUAUAUAGGGCCAAAAUACUAAAUUCAUUUCGAGGUGUACCCUG